UCUGGAUUCUGUUGUCAUAGAAGAUCCUGUGUCGUGGUUUUUUCCGCAAGUAUGAGUUUUUAAUCCCGUUUUUUAUCCCGUUUUUUGAAAAUGACGAUGAGAGGACUGCCGACGAGAGGACUGCUCCAGGUGCAUAUGUGUUAUAGAUGCAGAAUGCGGUGGUGUCCCACCUCUGUGCUCCACCUGCUGCGCUCUGCACGGUUACGGUUGUGUACCAGGAGAGGAAGGAAUAGGUUGCCCCUGUGGAUUAGGGAAAUAUGGGCUUACAUGAGACUGCUGGUGCAGUCACUUUACUUCAACUCCCUCACCGACUCUGAUGUGGUCUUCGACUCAGUCUUUGAACCUGUGUUUUGGACUGUGGAUUAUGUCACCCGCUGGUUUGGCACGGUGUUUGUUUUUCUGGUGGUGAUACUGACCAGCUCCAUUGUGGGGAUAGCCUAUAUGGUCCUACUGCCUCUGGUCCUGUACACUUAUUCCCCGCAAUGGAUCGCUUGGCACAUUUGUUAUGGAAAUUGGAUUAUCGUCAUGAUUGCUUUCCAUUACUACAAAGCUACAAAGACCUCACCUGGGAGUCCCCCGACAGAAAAAAAUGAUGCUCCAUUUGUGUCAGUCUGCAAAAAAUGCAUUAUGCCCAAACCAUCAAGGACACACCACUGUGGCAUCUGUAACAGGUGCAUCCUGAAAAUGGACCAUCACUGUCCAUGGUUGAAUAACUGUGUGGGCCAUUUUAACCAUCGUUACUUUUUCUCGUACUGUCUCUUCAUGACCUUGGGCUGCUUUUACUGUACCAUCAGUGGUAGAAACCUGUUUCUGGAUGCCUACAAUGCUCAUGAGCACUUUAAGCAUUUGGAUACAGAAAAGCCAGGAGUACCAGUAACGGGGGACUUGGGACUUCUUGUAGGGCUACUCCCCUCUGGUCAGACCAACCGUCAGACGCCUGCACCAGUUUACAGCUUAAAGGAUAAGAUGGUUAAUAAGAGCAUCAUCUACAUGUGGGUGCUUACCAGCACAGUGGGAUUAGCCUUGGGAGCGCUGACAAUAUGGCACACAGUUCUCAUAUCCAGAGGGGAAACCAGCAUUGAGAGACAUCUCAACAGCAAGGAAAGAAAGCGAAUGGCAAAGGAGGGAAAGAUAUACAGAAACCCUUUUGACUACGGCAGGCUGAAUAACUUGAAAAUCUUCCUUGGUGUAGAGAAGAGAAGUCAUUGGCUGACACGUGUUCUCCUGCCAUCUGGACACGCCCCAUGCGGUGAUGGGUUGACGUGGGACAAGUUCCCAGUUAAAAAGGAUUUGAUACCUGUAUGACAGACUUUACCUAGGAAUACUUGUAGCAUACUUCACCUUCUCUUUGUCCACCUUUGUCCACUCCCGUCGUGUGGCCUGGUUUGCCUCAAGGAUUUGUUUAUGGUGACUCCACACAACUGGAGAAACAGGUCACGUCAACCUCCAAUACCUCAAAAAUAUGCUUGUGAUUCGACGCUCCUCAUUUUUUUAGCAGUGAGAAGACCAUGUGUGUUUGUUAGACACUGGUUUUGAUGUACAGACUUAUAUUACUUAACUGUGAGUUUUGCAUUACCAGUGAUAGGAAUGAUAUUUUUUCCAAGGUGUGCAGUGUCUGACAUAUCAAUGGACUGAAGAACCCUUUAAAAAUAUCAUUUUAUUUUUAAACAGGCUCUGUUUAUGAAGGGGGACAAAAAGGUUAAUGUCAAUACAAUCACCUUCCUGUAUCAUUUUCACUUCAGUCCAAUAUUAUCAUCCGAUUAACGACAAUUCCAAGAUAAUGUCUUAUUUAUCUGUAUUUUGUACCUGUUAAGUUAAUAAAUCUUUAUAAUGUGGUUUAUUUUA
This is a messenger RNA of Solea senegalensis (Senegalese sole), 1845 nucleotides long. It is a transcript of the gene zdhhc16a, whose product is annotated as zinc finger DHHC-type palmitoyltransferase 16a. The record is from RefSeq and is a predicted model, not a curated record. Gene Ontology annotation, biological process: protein palmitoylation. The coding region runs from base 91 to 1305 and encodes 404 amino acids. The transcript has 11 exons. Gene Ontology annotation, molecular function: palmitoyltransferase activity. Lineage: Eukaryota; Metazoa; Chordata; Actinopteri; Pleuronectiformes; Soleidae. Gene Ontology annotation, cellular component: Golgi apparatus.